AGUGGUCAUGUUAGUCCUCUUACGGCUACCGUACUUCCUGUUGCUAGGGGUUGCGGUUUGGGCGAUUUUGUGAAUACUGUGAAUUAAACAUUCACUCAGCAUAAUAAUAUUUUGAUAUUGUAAAUAAUAUGAAAGUGAAAGAGAGAGCUACAGGAAAAGCUGAGUGUUUAUAAAGUGUUCCGAGAGGCCUGGAGAGCGGCGGGGAUGCGACUUCGCGAUGGGAAACAUUUUCGGCAGAAAGAGACGAACUCGAGUCACGGAGCAGGACCGAGCCGUGCUGCAAUUAAAGCAGCAGAGAGAUAAACUGAAGCAGUACCAGAAGAGAAUCAACCUGCAUCUGGAGAAGGAGAGACUGCUGGCACGGCAGCUGUUGCGAGAUGGAAAGAAACCGAAAGCCCUGCUGCUACUUAAAAAGAAGAGAUACCAGGAACAGCUUCUGGAUAAAACAGAAAACCAGAUCAGCAAUCUGGAGCGCAUGGUUCAAGACAUUGAAUUCGCCCAGAUUGAGAUGAAAGUCAUUGAAGGAUUAAAGAUCGGCAAUGACUGUCUAAAGAAGAUGCACGAGGUUAUGUCUAUUGAAGACGUGGAGAGAAUAAUGGAAGAGACACAAGAUGGAAUAGAUUAUCAGAGGCAAAUAGACGAGGUGCUGGCAGGAAGUUUAACACAGGAGGACGAGGAUGCUGUGCUGGCUGAGUUAGAAGCUCUUACUCAGGGAGAAGAGGAGGAGGAGGUGGAAGAGCUCCCGGAGGUCCCCACGGAGCCCCUCCCCAAGGUCCCAGACACAGAGCCAGGAAAGGAGAGGGUCAAAACCAAGCCUCAACAGGAGCUUUUGGCAGCUUCAUAACCAGCCUGCUUCUGUAUCCAUCUUCCCAUCGCCCUUCUGUCUCUCUCCCGGAUGUUCCUAUUACCCCAACUUGUCUUUUUCUGGGGAAAGCCAGAUUUUAUUCUAGAUUUGUUUUUAAGAACAGAAGUCUCACACUUCUGUAUUUUCUGAUUAUGAUUAUGGCUUCCCCCAUUUAGGACUUGACGGGUUUGUCUCCUUUGUGAAGGUGUUUUUAAAGCAGAUGAUAGAUUUGAGUUUCCUAGAAUGACAUCAGCCUGUGAAACAGUGUCCAUGUCACAGGUAUGCUAAUAAUGACGAUUCAGUGGGAAUGAAAAUUCAGAAAUGUAACGGGCAAAGAACAUUUAAUUAUGUUUUUAACAGCAUUGAACUCACUCAUUGUCUGCAGUUAAUUAAAAGGCAAUGGUAGUAUCUAAUCGUUGCUAACAAAUAUGUUAACGGAACUGUCAUUUAUCAUAUCAGUAAUACAGCAUGCCAUGCAACUAUGAUUAUUCUUCUCGGAGGAAGCUUUUUAUGUAACGAGAAACAACAAAGUCUGGGAAAGUCCAAGAAAGAAAUCUGUCAGCUAUGCAUUAAGCCCCCGGCCCUUCCCUCAUAAAUAACAUAUUUCAUAUUGCAUCUGCAGCAGUCCAAUUCUGUCUUCCUGGGAACAUGUUCAUAAAGCUGUGGUGCACAGGUGAAUGCAAAUUAUUUACUGCCAAGUUAAUUCUUUAGGAGUACUAACCACUUAUUUUAUUAUAACAGACUGUAUUAAAACACAAUUCUAACAAGUGCAGUAUCUCCACAGAGAACCACUAGGGGCCUCUGUUUCUAACACUCCUGGCUUUUAUGAGUCAAUAAUUGACUCUGGAGGUGAGCUCUAUGGGGAAAGAGCUCCACUGUUGCUGAUAAUUGCGUUGCCUACUUCGUGGAUGUUAAUGAUCAUAUGACAUUUGUUAAAGAAGUGCAAGUGAUAAUUAACCCACCAUGGGGACAGAGCCUCAUCCUCCCUUAAAAGGGCUAUGCUGGGUCAAUAUACUCAAAUACACGGUUGGGUUAGAUUUCGUAAGCUUUUGCUCUGGUGCAGUUUGAAUAUCGCAAACUGUUUAAAAACAUCUAUCAUAAAACAAACAAAAACUGACCUUGUAAGGUUGUCUUUUGUUUAGUUUUAUAAUACUUAGACCACUAGCUUCUAUUUCCAAUAAUUAAACCACCGUUUUAUGUAUGAUAGAUUUUUUGCUGGAUUCUGUUCUCAGUACUGAUGUAUUCUGAUGCACUCCGACUUUGUCCAGGCCAGUAAGUUAAAUUGUAGGCACAAUUAAUUGUAAAAUAAAAUAGGCAUUUAAAAAAUAAAGUAAUGGUCACUAGCUAGUGCAAAACAGAGAUGAUGUUAUGUAGCAGUUGGUUUAGCAAUCCCUUUCAAAGAAAGCACAACACGUGCAGUCGGGCACCUGCAUCUCUUAACAUGCGUCUGGGUGAAUGUGCGUUUGUAUUUUAUUAUUGUAACCCAACUUGGCUCAUGGAGGUUUCUCAUCAAUACUGUUCUUACUGAGUAUACCAUUAUCAGGUCAGGUGUAUGUUAGAAAACAGUCUAGGGGAUGUCCGUUUUUUGGUAUGCUGCAACAAUAAAAGUAUUUUUAAUUGUUUCAAACAA
Molecule: messenger RNA, 2474 nt
Organism: Acipenser ruthenus (sterlet)
Lineage: Eukaryota; Metazoa; Chordata; Actinopteri; Acipenseriformes; Acipenseridae
Product: charged multivesicular body protein 6-like
Exons: 8
Coding region: 218-844 (208 amino acids)
Biological process (GO): late endosome to vacuole transport via multivesicular body sorting pathway; vesicle budding from membrane
Cellular component (GO): ESCRT III complex; multivesicular body
Source: RefSeq, a predicted model, not a curated record